Molecule: messenger RNA, 2366 nt
Organism: Physcomitrium patens
Lineage: Eukaryota; Viridiplantae; Streptophyta; Bryopsida; Funariales; Funariaceae
Product: dolichyl-diphosphooligosaccharide--protein glycosyltransferase subunit 1A
Cellular component (GO): oligosaccharyltransferase complex; membrane
Source: RefSeq, a predicted model, not a curated record
CUUGACCCUACUGCCGAGUCUGCUGCGUUCAGGGAGGCCUGGUUUCCUCAACCCUCUGGAAGCUCACACUUGGAGUUUUGCUUUGGAGCUCUCUCGGUGGUGGUGCGUCUUUCUUCGGUCCCCUUUGGUCCUCGUGCUUGCGGAUGUAGCUGCAGGCCGCUCGCGAAGGGGGUCGUCGCCGUUACUGCCGCUGCUCGCCAUGGCUCGAGCCAUGGCUCUGUCUCUCCUGCUUCUCGUCGCCUGCUUCAACCUCGCUUCUGCUGCCGACAGUCUCACUGUUGUCCGAGCUGAUCGUAAGGUUGAUCUGUUGACGCAGGUUGUUAGAGUCUCUACUGCAUGGAAGGUGCAGAACAAUGGAGCAGAGCCGGUGAGAGAAGUGAAGUUGGCAUUGACUUCAGAGCAGGCGGAGAGAGUGGCGUUUAUGGAGGUUGUUAUCAAGGAAACAAAGGGUAAAGGAAAGAAUGCCGCUGUUGGUCUUUUAUUACCGGUGAUUCGUUACUCUCAAGAAGGUUCCGUGAUUGUCUACACCCUUGCUUUGCCUAGGGAAAUCAAGGAAGGAGAAAUUGCGACUUUCGAGAGCUACGUGGCUCUCACACACCAAUUGAAGCCUUUCCCUGAAGAGAUUACACAGUCCGACUCUCAGCUUGUGAAGUAUCAUGAUACGGCAUACAUCCUGUCACCGUACCCUGUCAAGGUGCAAACAACCAUGUUUAAACUUUCUAGUUCCAGACUCGAGUCCUUUACUAAGGUGAAUCCAACUAAAGUAGCCGACACAGAGGUUCGUUAUGGACCAUACGAGGACGUAGAAGCUUUGGAAAGGAAGCCGAUCACCCUUCAUUUUGAGAAUAACCAGCCUUUUGCAGUGGUGGAGGAGCUGGUGAGGGAAAUUGAAAUCUCACAUUGGGGUAAUGUUUACAUCACGGAGAAUUACAACAAGCUUGCUCACCAGGGAGCUCGUCUUAAAGGUGGCUUCUCCAGGUUCGAGUAUCAGGCGAGACCUGGUGCGAGUGGGGUAUCAGCCUUCCGGCACCUACUUGCUAAGCUUCCUGUGCACGCCAAUUCUGUGUACUAUCGGGAUGAGAUUGGCAACAUUUCGACGUCUCAUUUGAGAUCUGACUUUCGAAGGACGGAGCUGGAGCUCGAACCUCGAUAUCCUCUUUUCGGUGGCUGGAAAGUCCCCUUCACACUGGGAUACAGCGUUCCUCUCCAAGAUUUGGUGUUCAAGGCUGCUGAUGGUUCUCGGUACCUUAACAUCAGCUUUGGCAGCCCAUUUGGCAACAUUGUGGUAGACAAGCUGAUUCUCAAGGUUGUACUCCCGGAAGGAUCGUAUGACGUUUCUGCAACCGUUCCUUUCCCAGAAGGAUCGUUUGAGCAGAGGCAAGAGAAGAAGUUCUCGUACUUGGACACGGUCGGAAGGACAGUCCAUGUGAUCGUGAAGAAAAACUCUGUUAUGGAGCAUCAAUUCAAGAAUGUUCUGGUUCAUUAUAGGUUUAAUCCAUUGGGCAUGCUGGUCGAGCCUCUGAUGCUGGUGCUGGCUUUCUUUGCGUUUUUUGCCUCCUGCAUUGCUUACACCCACUUUGACUUCACCUUGUCCAAGUCAACUUCGGCGUAUUUAGCCCAGGUACAGCGCGACCAGGUUAUCGAUGUAAUUUCAAAGCUGCAGAAGGUGUUGGGGAUUCGCCAGACAGCAGAAGAGCGCCUGGAGGCAUCGUUGAAGGACGUUCUACGCACAGGGGACAUUACUGCUUGUAAAGCUGACCGUAAGAACGCAGAUGCGGUCUGGAAGAGUACGUCCAAAGAUCUUAAGGCACUCUUGGAUACCCUCCAGUCAACCAUGAAGACUGUACCUGGCAAGCCUUCCACGACGAAACCUUCCGUUAUUGUGACUAAGGUGGAAACCUUGUUGCUGAAAGAGAAGGAGAUGGUUGAGAAGUUGCAGCAGAAGCAAACGUUUAUUGUGGAUGCUUACGAGCGGAAAUUGAGUGGUAAAGAAAUCGAUGCCCGCAUCGCUCCUGUCCAGGAAAAGUUGGAAAGCCUGAGGCAGGAAGUGUCUAAUCUGCGCUCUUCAUUAGAGGACUAGCGUGAUAGAUCUUUGCGUAGCAGAGGGACCCCUUUUGAUGAUGUUGGAAAACAGGAGGUCAAGAGUGGCUGUAGCACUUUCCGGGACUGAAAAAAAAAAAGCUUCUUGAGCUACCCUGUUGAACGAGGUUUAGUUAGCAAGGACCGAUUAGGUUAAGACAUCAAAUAGUAAAGUCGAGCAGUGCCACUGAAAUACACUGAAAUAUGGAGUCUUGUAACUCAGCUCUCUGUUCCUGGCUCUUACUUAUAAAAUAUGUAAAUGCUGGCUUUUGCUGCUCCUUCUUGGA